UUUGUACGGAGGGAGGGGAGUAUGAAGUAAUUAAACCAAGGACGCCAAGAACUCUAAUGAUUGAGGGAGACCAUAAAAUCGCAACCGUCCGCUUGAAUUACGAGAGCACCGUACGUGGGAUCCAACAAUUGGUCUUGUUUCUCGAUCAUCAUGAAUUCUGUCCCGGACGGAAGUGAAGCAGCGAUGACGGCGGUGGAAAACUUAAGCCGAGAGCAGUGCGUGUAUAUGGCUAAGCUUGCCGAGCAAGCCGAGCGAUAUGAAGAGAUGGUCAAGUUCAUGGACAAGCUUGCUAUCGACUCGGCUACCUCCGGGUCCGAGCUGACGGUCGAGGAGCGCAACCUGCUCUCCGUAGCCUACAAGAACGUGAUCGGCUCGCUUCGUGCGGCGUGGCGCAUCGUCUCCUCCAUAGAACAGAAGGAGGAGGGCCGCAAGAACGAAGACCACGUCAUCCUCGUCAAAGACUACAGAUCCAGGGUAAUAGAGUCUGAGCUCUCCGCAAUUUGCGCCCAAAUUCUCGCCCUACUCGACCGCUACUUGAUUCCCGCGGCUUCCGCCUCACCCGAGCCCACAAUAUUCUACUUGAAGAUGAAGGGCGACUACCACCGUUACUUGGCGGAGUUUAAGGUUGGGAAUGAGAGGAAAGAAGCUGCUGAGGAAACUAUGGUUGCUUAUAAAGCUGCACAGGAUAUCGCAGGUGCCAAUCUUGCUCCCACGCAUCCUAUAAGGCUGGGCUUGGCACUCAACUUUUCAGUGUUCUACUAUGAGAUUUUAAAUGCACCCGAAAAGGCAUGUGGCAUGGCAAAGCAGGCAUUUGAGGAAGCUAUUGCUGAAUUGGACACCUUGGGUGAGGAAUCUUACAAGGACAGCACUCUUAUCAUGCAACUUUUGAGGGAUAAUCUCACUCUUUGGACUUCUGAUAUACAAGAUCAGACAGGUGACGCUUGAUAUGAACCACUUGUUGCAGGAGGUGUUGUCAAACGGCGUCCGUCCAUCAUCUAAAAUGCAACUAUAUAUAUUUAUGGGUUGUGAUGACUUGUGAAGUGUACUUUACCUAUGACGGUUUUCCUUGUUUUAAACUUUGGCUUAUCUUGGGACCUCAUUUGAGUGUUUGUUGAACGUUAAGUUUUUGUGUUUCCAUUUUCUCUUUUCUUCUUUGUUUUGGUAUUCCCCUCCCCCACUUCCUGGGUAUUUAAGCCCCCUCCCCCCCAAAUGGAUUGCUUUUUAGGUACUAGUGAUGAAACUCAUGCUCAUUGUCUGGUUUCCCAGCCUUGUGUACCGACUACAAUCAUUUCAUGGCUAAUUUCGGGAAAAUCAGCUCAUAAACUUCCUAAUAUUCCAUCAGUUUCAUACAUAGUACUUUAUUUUGCUGAUAAAAUGUAAAUCUAUAAAUUAUCCAGAAAAAGUUAACAAAGCAUAAUGUAUCAAA
This is a messenger RNA of Cuscuta epithymum, 1426 nucleotides long. Lineage: Eukaryota; Viridiplantae; Streptophyta; Magnoliopsida; Solanales; Convolvulaceae. The record is from the annotation of a GenBank genome assembly.